CUUGUUUCACAAACAAAAUCCACCUUACUCACUCUCUCUUACGCGGUCCCUCUCGCUAUAUGCUCACUGUCCCCAAUCUCUCAGCUCCUGCCCCGCCUUAGGGUUUCUUCUCCUUCCACUUCCCUGUCAAACAAACCUUAACCUCUAAGAAAACCUCCCUUAAUCCUUACACUUUUAGCCUCUGUUGAUUAUUUUGCUUCGUGUCUCCUGAAAUAGAAGUAAAAAUCAGCGCUUGGCUACCAGCUAAAACCAAGCAAUUCAUGGCCAAAACCAAACCUGGCAAAAAAGACCUUGAUUCUUACACUAUCAAAGGCACCAACAAAGUUGUUAGACCUGGUGAUUGUGUGUUGAUGCGCCCAUCGGAUACAGAUAAGCUUCCAUACGUGGCACGUAUAGAGAAAAUCGAGGCAGAUCAUCGAAACAACGUUAAAGUUCGUGUACGGUGGUACUACCGGCCGGAGGAAUCCAUUGGGGGACGCCGUCAAUUCCACGGGGCAAAAGAGUUAUUCCUGUCAGACCACUAUGAUGUGCAAAGUGCACAUACAAUCGAAGGCAAGUGCACAGUGCACUCCUUCAAGAACUACACUAAGCUUGAAAAUGUUGGAGCUGAGGAUUACUUUUGUAGGUUUGAAUACAAGGCUUCCACUGGUGGUUUUACUCCCGAUCGUGUAGCCGUGUACUGUAAGUGUGAAAUGCCAUACAAUCCGGAUGAUCUCAUGGUGCAAUGCGAGGGAUGCAAAGAUUGGUUUCAUCCUUCUUGUAUGGGUAUGACAAUUGAAGAAGCCAAAAAAUCAGAUCACUUUCUGUGCUCUGACUGCUCAUCUGAUGAUGAUGCAAAAAGAUCUUUGAAUGUAUUCCCAGUAUCACCAUCACUUGAGGUUAAGGUGGAGACAAAACGCAGGAAGAGAUGACUGAAGUUGCGGUGCAUAACAAAGGGCUAGUAAAUGUUCUUGCACGAGCUCCACCAUCACUGUCGUCCCUGUUGGGUUAUGUUAUGGAAAUGUACAACAGUGCAGAGAAGAUAUCGUGCUUGCACAAACAAGAGGCAUUUUAUUAAUUAUCAUGUUCCAGUGUUUGUAUGUGUGAAUGGACUUGGGAGAUGGUUUCGUGAUCAUUGAUGUCCUUGCGAAUCUCUGCCAAAAAAAAGAGCAGCCCCAUAAGUACCUACCGCGACAGUGAAAUGAAAAUUUAGAGAACUUUUAGAUUUUCAAGUGAUAUUCUGCAACUGUCAUGAUAGCAAUGCUCUUUGUUCUUUCUUUUUUUUUCCUUUUUUUUUUCUUUUUUAAUAAGAAGGGGAUAUAAAAGUAGAUAAGAUCGGAGCUGAGCAAGAGCUUUGAUGGAAUCUCCUGGUUGAAGGAAAUCACAAGAGGGUCUGCUGUUCUUUUUAUAGGUUCUGUAGUAGAUUCCUUUGUCAAAUUUGGAAUGAUUUGUUUCAUAUAGUUUUGGACUUUA
Messenger RNA from Populus euphratica (Euphrates poplar), 1452 nucleotides. RefSeq names its product BAH and coiled-coil domain-containing protein 1-like. NCBI's taxonomy places the organism in Eukaryota, Viridiplantae, Streptophyta, Magnoliopsida, Malpighiales, Salicaceae. The record is from RefSeq and is a predicted model, not a curated record. Gene Ontology annotation, molecular function: chromatin binding. The transcript is spliced from 5 exons. The coding region runs from base 261 to 911 and encodes 216 amino acids.